AUUGGGUUUAAAGACUGAUCAGAAAAACACUGCACAGCAGUAAUAUUCACAACUCUGGAAAGUUAUCAAGUUGCAACCAUGUUUAUUAGUGCGCACAUGUGGAGUGCGUCUGUGUCCGCGAAACACACACACACAGAAACUUUUUGGCCCCCGCACUUCUGUAAUGAAUCCGGCGCCCCUGAUGUACUGUACAGUGUGUUAACGUACUUGUAAUUUAUUAUUUAUUUAAUUAUAGAGAAAUAUUGUUUGUGAGUUCAUUUGAAAGGAAAUCCUUCCACAAUAAGCUCUGCAGUCUCACAGAACUGCUGGUUAAACUUGAAGGGGGCUCUAAGACUCAGCUUUUCUUCUAUCUUCUGUAUCAUAUACCACAUGAUAUCAUCAACAUAAACCACGACAUCCGUUGUUCACUCUGGACUAAGUUUCUCACACAUAAGCUCGAAACACAUUCUUGGUCAUUUUUCUUUGGAGGCAGUAAAAAAGUGGAAUAUCCUGCAGAUCACUCCUGGUUUAUACGAAAAUCUUGCUCGCUUUCUGCAACCAGAAUAAGUCGUGGAAGUUCUGCAUUCACAAGAUGAGGCUGUGUCUCCUGCUCUGCGUCCUCUGCCUGAUGGCUCCUGUUGGCUACAGUCAGCUUCCAGGUCCUCCAGGUCCUCCUGGUCCUCCUGGUCCUCCUGGUCCCCCAGGAGAGGUGGGACCUGCUGGACCUCCUGGAGCUGAUGGACAUGAUGGACCUGCUGUAAUGUGUGGACGAGAUCUACUUGACUUUGUUGACCAGGACCUUGAAGCCUUAAAGAAAAGCUUUUCUAAGUUGGAGCUGGCUGUGAACCACGACUUUGUCCGGAGAGUUGGUCAGAAAUACUUUGUGUCAAACAAGGAGAGAGGCUCUUUCUCCCAGGCCAUGGAGUUCUGCUCCCAACAAGACUUAGAGCUGGCUUUGCCCAGGAACGAGGAGGAGAACAGCGCACUGACUCAGCUGUUUGGUGAAGUGGACAAAAUGGUCUGGAUCUAUGUCAACAAUAAAAAAGCAGAGGGUCAUUUUGAGACAGAUAUGAAAAACCGUCGUCUGACCUUCACCAAAUGGGGUGAAGGGCAGCCAAACGGAUCUGUCGGGGAUACGGGCUGCACCAUGCUGUCAGAAAACGGCGUCUGGCGAGUGUCACAAGAUUGCUCUCUGAAUGCUUACAUCAUUUGUCAGAUAUAACCAUAUAUCGUAUCCCUUGCAAUUCUUGCUUUAAUGGAAAGUUUUUCAUGUGCUCGAUCUUAUCUGGCGUAUGAUAAAGUAUUGCUUCACUGUGUUGACGCUGUGUAGGGGAAGAUGCAGAUGCAAAGUGUCCACGCUUCGCAUAUUUACCACAGAUAAAGUGUCCAGCAGAAUUUGAACAUGACACAUCUGUAACCAGUGUUGUGUUCAGUAUAAACGCUUCUUUUUAAAAUA
Molecule: messenger RNA, 1435 nt
Organism: Thunnus maccoyii (southern bluefin tuna)
Lineage: Eukaryota; Metazoa; Chordata; Actinopteri; Scombriformes; Scombridae
Product: mannose-binding protein C-like
Exons: 5
Coding region: 572-1201 (209 amino acids)
Cellular component (GO): rough endoplasmic reticulum; multivesicular body
Source: RefSeq, a predicted model, not a curated record